AUGAAGCCUGAGCACUCUGGGAACCAGACCCCGAGGUCUCCAAUUAUGACAUUCCACCCAACCAUGGAAGAAUUUACAGAUUUCAACAAAUAUAUUGCUUACAUGGAAUCCCAGGGUGCACACCGAGCUGGCCUAGCCAAGGUAAUCCCACCCAAGGAAUGGAAAGCCAGACAGAACUAUGAUGGUGUCAAUGACAUCUUAACAGCCACUCCUCUCCAGCAGGUGGUCUCUGGGCGAGCAGGAGUGUUCACUCAAUACCAUAAAAAGAAGAAAGCCAUGACUGUGGGGGACUAUCGCCACCUGGCAAACAGUGAAAACUAUCGGACUCCACCCCACCUGAAUUUUGAAGAUUUGGAGCGAAAAUUGAAGAACCGCCUCUACAUCCCACCAAUUUAUGGUGCUGACAUCAGCGGCUCCUUAUUUGAUGAAAACACUAAACAAUGGAACCUUGGUCACCUGGGAACCAUUCAGGACCUGCUGGAGCAGGAAUGUGGAGUUGUCAUUGAAGGCGACAACACACCGUACCUGUACUUUGGCAUGUGGAAGGCCACCUUCGCUUGGCACACGGAGGACAUGGACCUUUACAGCAUCAACUACCUGCACUUUGGGGAGCCCAAAACGUGGUACACGGUGCCCCCAGAACACAGCCAGAGGCUGGAACGCCUGGCCAGGGAGCUUUUCCUGGGGACUUCCCGAGGCUGUGAGGCCUUCCUGCGGUACAAGGUGGCUCUCAUCUCGCCCACUGUCCUCAAGAAGAACGGCAUUCCCUGCAAUCGCAUGACUCAGGAGGCUGGAGAGUUCAUGGUGACGUUUCCCUAUGGCUACCACGCUGGCUUCAACCACGGCUUCAACUGCGCGGAAGCCAUCAACUUCGCCACCCCGCGAUGGGUGGAUUAUGGCAAAGUGGCGUCUCAGUGCAGCUGCGGGGAGGCCAGGGUGAGCUUCUCCAUGGACGCCUUCGUGCGCAUCCUGCAACCCGAGCGCUACGAGCUGUGGAAACGCGGGCAGGACCGGCCGGUCGUGGAUCACGCGGGGCCCGGGGCGCCGGCCAGCCCGGAGCUGACCGCCUGGAGGGAGGACUCAGCUCCUGGGAAAACUGCGCCGGGCCUGAGGCACCUGCCAUCCCUCAAGGUCAGGCGUACCCGGCGUCCGGUUUCCUCUAGGUGUGGAAACUUCCGUCGAGCCCCGGUGUGCUGGGGGCCCCAGCCCAGGUCCAGGGACUGUCGGGCUUGUGCCAAUCCUGGGGCCGCCAUUCACAGAUCUUUGGAGCCCUGGUUGGUGACCCCGUGUUUAUCCACGCAUAAUUCCUACCCAUCAACCGGCAGAUGUGGUCGUGAUCAAGGCUGUCAUCCUCCGGAUCUGGGGAUUCAGGAGCCAACCAUCCAGGCUCCUACCAAGAGGUGCCACUUGGUGGGCACAGUGCACAAAAGUCUGGGCCCAGAGCCUCAGUCACUGCCUGUGGAUGGAGCUUUGAUGUAUAAGCCUGCAUCUGUGAGCCCUGGGCCCCAGCAUCCUGCCAAGACUUCAGGGUGCUGCUGUGCUCCUGAUCUUAAAUCAUUGGGCCCCCCACUGGAUCCCAAUGCUCCUAUGCACCGUGGCCUGUACCUGCUAUCCCUGGACAGCAUUACAGUGAAUCUUCCUGACACUGUCCCAUUAACUCCUCUCAACCUCAUUGUACCUUUGAAAAGGUUCUCCAGGGAUGCUGCUGGGGAUUGCACACCUCCUGUGAACCCGACUGAGGUUGUAGCAAUGGACCACACUUAUGCCACUUGGAUUCUGGACCCAGCAUAG
Messenger RNA from Galeopterus variegatus (Sunda flying lemur), 1791 nucleotides. RefSeq names its product lysine-specific demethylase 4D-like. The record is from RefSeq and is a predicted model, not a curated record. Gene Ontology annotation, cellular component: nucleus. NCBI's taxonomy places the organism in Eukaryota, Metazoa, Chordata, Mammalia, Dermoptera, Cynocephalidae. Gene Ontology annotation, biological process: chromatin remodeling. Gene Ontology annotation, molecular function: histone H3K9 demethylase activity.